AUGGGUAGAGAAAUCAUCCGCCUAGAAUCUACUAGAGAACCUGGGAAGCGCAGUAGGUUGUGGAGUCACGAAGAUGUUAAUCACAUAUUGACUCAAAAUACGGCUACGGAUGCAGUUGAAUGCUUAAUGCUAGACUUGUCAAAUUCAAAAGUUGACCUAUGCAUAAAUAGGGAGGCCUUUGUGAGAAUGAAGAAGCUAAGACUACUCAUAAUCUAUCAUUCACACUACUCCAUAUUUGAUUCCAGAUACUAUUAUAUAUGGGGUGGAAGAUGGAGUAGAAGCAUUGAGGAUAUAUAUCCAGUUGACGGCUGUAAACAAGUCGCGGAGGGGGACUUGGGGUUUCUUUCUCAUGAAUUGAGGUUUCUCUUAUGGCAUGGAUGCCCGCUGAAGUCUUUGCCAUCAAACUUUAUCCCGCAGAAUCUUGUUAGACUUCACAUGCGUGCCCCUGCAAAAUCUGAAAAUCAUCUUGUUAAGUCACUGCCAAUACCUUGUCAAAAUCCUGACUUGACUGAGGCGAUAAAUCUUGAGAAACUAAUGCUUGAUGGUUGUUCAACUUUAAUUGAGGUCCAUUCAUCCAUUUAUGCUCUUCAAAAACUUGAUUACUUGAAUUUAAAGGGGUGCAAAGAACUCAAGAAUCCGCCAAGCAGCAUUCAUAUGAAAUCUCUGAAGACCCUUGACAUUUCUGGCUGUUUGUAUGUUGGAAAUUUUCCAGAAAUUUCUCAUGUUGUGAAUGAGCUAAAAGAGCUUUAUCUAGAUGGGACUGUAAUUAAAGAACUACGCUCAUCAAUUGACAAUCUCACUGGGCUUUAUGUUUUGGAUCUCUCAGAUUGCACAGAACUUAUGACUCUUCCAACCAGCAUUCAUAUGAAAUCGCUAGUUACCCUUAGACUUUCUGGCUGUUCAAAUGUGGAGAAGUUUCCAGAGAUUUCAGAAAUCAUGAAGAAGCUAGCUGAGCUUCAUUUAGAUGGGACCGCAAUUAAAGGACUGCCCUCAUCAAUUGGUCUGCUUGAGGGGCUCAAAAGAUCAAGUAUGAGGAACUGUAAAAGCCUUGAAUUUCUUCCCAACGGUAUCUGUAAUUUGGUGGACCUUAAAGAUCUCAAUCUGUCUAAUUGCUCUGCACUUCAUAACUUGCCUGAGAGAAAUUGGGGGAGUUAG
Messenger RNA from Fragaria vesca subsp. vesca, 1155 nucleotides. RefSeq names its product protein SUPPRESSOR OF npr1-1, CONSTITUTIVE 1-like. The record is from RefSeq and is a predicted model, not a curated record. Lineage: Eukaryota; Viridiplantae; Streptophyta; Magnoliopsida; Rosales; Rosaceae. Gene Ontology annotation, biological process: defense response; signal transduction. The coding region runs from base 1 to 1155 and encodes 384 amino acids. Gene Ontology annotation, molecular function: ADP binding. The transcript is spliced from 3 exons.